This is a messenger RNA of Stegodyphus dumicola, 576 nucleotides long. RefSeq lists its product as uncharacterized. Lineage: Eukaryota; Metazoa; Arthropoda; Arachnida; Araneae; Eresidae. The record is from RefSeq and is a predicted model, not a curated record.
AUGAAUGCAGAACGACUUCGAGAUAUCAUAAUGGUGGCAUUGUCAAAAUUGUCUUCUGCUAAUGCUACAGAUAAGGCUUUGGUUUGUGACCAGGGUGGAAGUAUCUGUAGAUUGUUUGGUCUCCUAGGAACAGAAUCUGCAAAGCCAUUCUUCUAUUUUAAUGGGCAGAAGGUUUUUUGUUUGUUCGAUCCACCACACCUUUUAAAAAAUUUACGACGUAGCCUUAUGAAAUAUGACCUCCAAACUAAUAAAGGACUUGUGUCAUUCAAGCACAUUCGAGAUUUUUACACAGUGGAUCAAACACUUCUUGUUCGCUGUGCACCAAAAAUUACCGAUGCACACAUAUACGUGGCUGGCAUGAAUUCCAUGAAAGUUGCGCUUGCUGCGCAAGUUUUUAGCCACACAGUAGCAGCAGGAAUGAAUAUGUGUGUCCUAUCUGGACUAAUAGAAGCAAGUGCUGCUCCAACGGUAGAAUUUAUACAAGAGAUAGACAAUUUGUUCGAUUCUAUGAAUGGAAUUCGAAAAAAUCCCUUAAGGGGGAAAACAAUUACAUUGUGCUGUAACAGAAGGUUCUGA